Molecule: messenger RNA, 456 nt
Organism: Recurvomyces mirabilis
Lineage: Eukaryota; Fungi; Ascomycota; Dothideomycetes; Mycosphaerellales; Teratosphaeriaceae
Exons: 3
Coding region: 1-456 (151 amino acids)
Source: RefSeq, a predicted model, not a curated record
AUGAAGUUCCUCCACGUUCUCUUCCUUGCUCCCCUUACCGCUAUGGCCGCCCCCCUGACCAUCACUGGUACCGCCAACACCACUGACACCACCCUCGUCGCUCGUAAGCGCCACUGCCAACCCGCUGAUCCUGGUGGCUCCUCGUGCUGCGCCCAGCAGACAGAAGGUCAGACUUUGAUGUAUACAACUCACCUCGGCCUUCUGUAUGACCCUACUGUCGUCCCAAUGUGCGAUGGCAUCGAAGCCGCCUUGUCCGGUGCCCUUGGCGAUAAGUGGUGUGAUGGCUUCAAGUGUGUCGUCGACUCAGAGGAGAUUAUGGAGGCUUCCAAGCUCAUCUUCUGUCUGAGGUCUCACAACCACGGUUCCGUCAUCAACUCCGUUCUGUCUGGGCUGUUCCCGAACAACGACGUGUCCAACCCGAUUUACAUCAACGGCUUCAACUGCCCUGACUACUAG